AUGCGCACUCAGGAUAGGGUUGAAUUGUUUCUUCCUCUCCGCCUGAAGCUGGUUGUACCGCAGGGUCGGGCGGACAUCGACUCACAACGUCCCCGAAUUGAUUUAAUUUCCCAACUGAGUACUUUUCGGCACAUUAUGGAGAGGCCAGAACAUAUCAGUAAUGAUCCACCUCUUAUACUGCCGUCUCUCCGCCUCGUCAUUCCUCCCAUCCGGUUGGUGUCUGCAGCCAUGUGGCACAUUGUGCAGAGUGGGAACCUUCAGGAAUAUGGAUUAGUGGAGGACUUCAUCAGCACAAUCACUGAUAUUGUUCCAGAAUUGUUGAAUCCAGAUCAGAAGGCUCAGCUCCUCCUGGGACUGAGAGCACGGGUUGUUCUUGAAUUGUGUCGGCCUGAGCAGAUCUCAGACACACACUCCAUCCAGAUGCACCUGGAGCGGAUUAAAGCCCUGAUAUCCAGCUGGGCGACGCAGCCUUGUUUUGCAGAUGUACAGUUUCCAGAGUCCAACUUUGUGGAUCAGGUUGGGUUGUUAUUGAAGGAUCCCGAAGAGAAGGAGAAGUUCUUCCAGGAUGUUUUCCCUACAGAUUUUGGACCAGAUUAUGACAACGCUCUUCAGAUGCUGAUGUUGGAUUUUCUGUCCAGGCUGGAGAGGCUUCUUCCAGUACCUGACAUUCAGCAGACGGCCUCCAUGCUCAGCAGCAUCCCAUCUGCCCUGGAGGAGUGUUCUCACUCAGUACCUGACCCCCAGCACCUGAGAACUGUGCUGCACCACCAUUCAACACUCGGACACAUUGAUUUUUCUGAUGAAGUGCAAACCAUUCCGUCUUCCUUUGGGAACUGCAUCCUGUCCUCUCUGUCUCUUCCCCAACUGGAAAAGAUUGUGAUCGAUCCAAGCGAGCUACAGAUUCAAUCUUCGGACCAGAUCCAAGGCUGCAUGACCGUGCAGGUGGAGGGCGAAACUGUCACGCUGUUGGACUAUAUACAGAUAGAAGACCCGUCCGGUCUGGUGGAGUCCGAAGAGCACGAAAAUAUUGAAACAAACACUGAGGAAGCCCCUGAUCCGGCACCACAGGAGGAUUCUGAUGAUGCUUUAAAGCCUGCAGCUUUUCAACCACUAAAACAAAGCAAGAGGCUUGAAUUAAAGAGAAAAGCUUUAAAAUCAAACCGUAAUUCAGAGGCAGCUAAGAGGCUGCGGAAGAAAUACUCGAAUGACAAAACAUGUCCUGUGUGCAACAAGACGUUCCUGCGAGCCACAGCCAUGCGGCGGCACCAGGAAAUUCACAAUGAAAACCGUGACCUGAAGUACAAGUGCAGCAGCUGCGAUAAGAGAUUCAGGGACCAGUACGACAUGAACCGACACACCAUGAGGGUUCACGAGAAGGAAGAGAUGAGUAACAGCCCUAAAGACGAAGAUCUGGGCAAUCCUUGUACCUCUGAGGAAAACAAAAACUGCUCCUUAUGUGGGAAAUAUUUUGCCCGGGAAGGUGACAUGGAGCGACACAUGAAGUCCCACUCAGAGGAUCGUCCGUAUAAGUGUUCCUUCUGCGACAAGAAGUUCAAGAGUCCUUAUGUCUUAAAGAGGCACGAGAGGGAGAUUUGUAAAAGCAGGCAGCAGAAAGACGUUCUGGAUGCAAACACUGACGCCCAGACAGAGGUGUCCGUGGAGGGGAAAAUCUGUCCGAUCUGCGCCCGGAUCCUUCCCUGCUCUACGGACAUCGCGAAGCAUUUACGCUCCCACUCCGAAGAGCGACCGUACGUCUGCAUGACGUGUGAGAAAGGCUUCAAGUACAAAGACACUUUAAAGAAGCACCAGAUCAUCCAUGGACACGAGGGCAUACGGGAAGAGCACUGCAAGUCUGUGGAGGAGAUUCUGGCUGAAGCCGAUCCCCAGAACCAGGAGGACCCUGACAUAUUAGCUACAACUGAAACAGAUUCGGGCACAUCAGCAGCGACUACGAAGAGCAAUCUGUCUGCGAUGGGUCCCAGCAAGAAGAAAACCGGUAAGGUGUGUCCUGUGUGCAACAGGACUUUCGCUAGCCUCAAAACCCUGAACAGGCACGUCCAGUGUCACACAGAGGAUCGACCUUUUCACUGCAUCUACUGCAAGAAGAGAUUCAAACACAUGCACGGCCUGAAGAGACACCAGAUUUACGCCAUCUGUCAUAAGAAGACCUCGCGUUUGUCAUGGAAAAAGGAGCUGAGAGCAGGACCAAGUCAGAGUGAGGCAAGCAGUGCCACCUCCCACCAGGGAGAGCAGGGCAUGAUCCCUGUCUGGUGCUCCAACUGUGGCAAUCACUUUGAGUACCCGGCCGCCCUGAAGGAGCACCAGGAGAACGUCUGCAAAGUGGAAUUAAGGGAGGUGAUGAAGUGUGAAGACUGUGGGAAGGAGUUUAAGAGUGUUACGAUGUUCAAGGUCCACCAGCGGAUCCACGACCCGCUUUACUGCAAGGAGUGUGGAAAGAUCCUCGGAGACGAGGCUGCCUUCGAGAGGCACAAGCUGAUGCAUCUCCCCAUGAGCUGCACAAUGUGCGAGAAGACCUUCACCCUCCUAAGGCGCCUCAGGGAGCACUAUGAGAAGCAGCACGGCUUCACUGGGCCCUUUCCAUGUCCGCAAUGUGACAAAUGCUUCGCCCAGCUGUCCUACCUCGCCCUCCACCAGAGGAUUCACAAAGGAGAGUUCCCCUACGCUUGUAACAUGUGCCCUGAAAAGUUCAGAUCGUCCAACUGUCUGACAGUCCAUCAGAGGAAACACACUGGAGAGAAGCCCUUCCUGUGCUGGCAGUGCGGGAAGUGCUACCGCUCCGCUUCAGAGCUCACCGUCCACAUGGGGACCCACUCCGAGGAGAAACCCUGGGCGUGUUCACAGUGCAACAUGGCCUACCGCACCAAGCUGCAGCUCAGCAACCACGUGGAGCAAGUCCACAUCGGCGUGCGGUAUCCCUGCAAGAGCUGCGGGAAGCAGUUCAUGAAGGAGACUUCUCUGAAGAGGCACGAGCUCAUCCACACGGGAGAGAGGCCCCACCAGUGCACCGUGUGCGGGAAAACCUUCCUGACCGCCAACGAGCUCCGCCUCCACAACCGCUAUCACACCGGAGAGCGCCCAUACAAGUGUGACGUGUGCGGCAAAGCCUUCAUCCAGUCCGGCUACUUGAAGUCACACAUGCGCAUCCAUACAGGAGAGAAGCCGUUUAAAUGCAGCCUCUGCGAUAAAGGGUUCAGGCUAUCUUAUCACAUGAAGAAACACCAGCGGACUCACGUCGAUAAACCCCAGAACUUCGUCUGUGGGGACUGCGGGUUGGUAUUCCUCCAGAAAAAGCUGCUUUGGGAACAUUUAGCCACGCAUGAAGUGAAACUGGAGUCGACGUUCACAGAUGAAGUUGGACUAGAAUUGCAGUAGUUUCCUCAGUGAGCUCUUUGGGUUUUGUUUACAAGUUUGUUUUUUCAUGAAAGGAGAAUCUUAUCCAAUCUUCAGAGAAAAACUGCAGGGAAAUUAAGCUUCUCUGAACUUUUGGGGACAUUAAAAAACAAUGCUGUCAUUGAUGUCUUUUUGUUUUUUGUUGCAUCAGCUAAUUAAUCUAUCUGUAUGACUUUACAUGUUAUUUUUUAGAAGUGAGAGGAUUUAUUUUCAUGUACUGUUAGUCACCAAAGAAAAACUGUUACAAACGUUGCUGCAUAAAAAGAAAACCUGAAUAGAUAUCUGCAGAUUACCUUAACUGGAUCCUUCUAUUGGUCCAAUUCAGUGCCUUGCAUAAAUAUUCACACUCCUUGAAUGUGUCCGCAUUUUGAACCCUAUUUUUUAUUUUUAUUAGGAUUUUGUUUGACAGCUGGACUUAAAGGACCCGAAUGGUGAGUUGGUUCUACAAAGGAAAAAAAAUGAUUAGGUACUUGAAUCCAGUUCCCGUGAGUCUGUAUUUUCACCGGUGCAACUCUAGAACUCACAAUCUAUACCUUAAGUCAUUGUUACAUAUUGCAGAUGAAUGCUUGGCUGCAGUAUUUAUUGUAGCAUGCAUUACAACGUAUUAAAAUAUUUGUUUUUCUUGAUGGUGUCACCUGAAUAAAAUCCCUUCUU
Cyprinodon variegatus (sheepshead minnow) is the source of this 4065-nucleotide messenger RNA. Its product is annotated as zinc finger protein 11-like. The transcript is spliced from 7 exons. Gene Ontology annotation, molecular function: DNA-binding transcription activator activity, RNA polymerase II-specific; RNA polymerase II cis-regulatory region sequence-specific DNA binding. Lineage: Eukaryota; Metazoa; Chordata; Actinopteri; Cyprinodontiformes; Cyprinodontidae. Gene Ontology annotation, cellular component: nucleus. Bases 1 to 3393 code for a protein of 1130 amino acids. The record is from RefSeq and is a predicted model, not a curated record. Gene Ontology annotation, biological process: regulation of transcription by RNA polymerase II.